Rotaria sp. Silwood1 is the source of this 726-nucleotide messenger RNA. NCBI's taxonomy places the organism in Eukaryota, Metazoa, Rotifera, Eurotatoria, Philodinida, Philodinidae. The record is from the annotation of a GenBank genome assembly.
AUGAAUCUUUCACUUGAUACAAUAUUAACAAAUGCACGUGAACUUGUUUCUCGUUUACGUCGUGAUGAUACUACAGCUGAUACAGCUGUAAGUCAAGCACAAUAUGUUCAAGAACGAAUUCUUAGUAUGAAACAGUAUGGUGAUGAUCUUGCUGAAUUAAAUGAUAUAAGUUCUCAUCGUCCAAAAACAGCAAUUCUUUAUAAUAUUCAAAAAGAAAAUCGUCUUAUUAAACAAUUACAAAAAGAAAAUGAAGAAUUAAAACAAUUAGUUAUUGAACAUCGAAGUGUAUUAGAAAAAAUUAUGUAUAAAUAUCGACAAGAUAUACAACAACUUAUUUUAAUGAAUAAAGAAGAAACUAAAGCUAUUAAUAUCUUUAAUAAUUCAUUAGCACAGGAUAUUCAAGAUAAAUCAUCAAAAAUUCAUGAAAUGGCAUCAGUUAUGCGUCAUGCUAUUGGUAUUGAUGAUACAAAUAGUGCAUCACAAGAAGAACGUAUAAAUGCAUUAUUACUUGAAAAUCGUGGUUUAAAAGAAAUAUUAUCUGCACAUGAAAAUAUUCAUCGAUCUAAACAAAUAUUAACAACUACAUCAGAGUCUACGAUUGGUAAACCGGCAAUAUUACAAACAACGAAUAUAAUAUCACAAGAAAAUUCUUCUCCAUCCUUUCCUCGUAUUACUUCCGAUCUUAAUACUAUAAUUCCUCCUACUCAGCAGGAUAUGUCAUCCUGA